Cucurbita moschata (crookneck pumpkin) is the source of this 1331-nucleotide messenger RNA. Its product is annotated as chromatin remodeling protein EBS-like. The record is from RefSeq and is a predicted model, not a curated record. Bases 251 to 895 code for a protein of 214 amino acids. The transcript has 5 exons. NCBI's taxonomy places the organism in Eukaryota, Viridiplantae, Streptophyta, Magnoliopsida, Cucurbitales, Cucurbitaceae. Gene Ontology annotation, molecular function: chromatin binding.
AAAUAAACAUACAAACUUCCAACGUACGUGUGAAUGUAAAAGGUCCCGAUUGCGCUCCAGAGAAGGCGUCAGUCUGGAUAGUGUUCAUCUUCAACGAUGAUGAGAUUAAUGAUGACGAGCUAGGGUUUCUGUUCUUCCCCCAAUUGCUAGGGCUUUUCAAACGCCGAAUUACGACCUUCGUUCUUCACUUCUACUGUCGUAUCUCUCAAUUCCGUGCUAAUUUCGUCACUCUCCCAUUGCUCUCUCACUGAUGGCCAAAACCAGACCAGGCAAGAAGGACCUGGACGCUUACACCAUCACAGGCACCAACAAGGUUGUUAGAGUUGGAGAUUGUGUGUUGAUGCGCCCAUCGGAAACGAGUAAGCUUCCGUAUGUUGCGCGUGUCGAGAAGAUCGAAGCUGAUAAUCGGAACAACAUUAAAGUUCGAGUGAGGUGGUACUAUCGACCGGAGGAGUCGAUUGGGGGGCGGAGGCAGUUCCAUGGUGCUAAGGAGCUCUUCUUGUCUGAUCACUACGACGUGCAGAGUGCGCACACCAUUGAAGGGAAGUGCAUUGUUCAUACGUUUAAGAACUAUACUAAGCUUGAGAAUGUUGGUGCUGAGGAUUAUUAUUGUAGAUUUGAGUACAAGGCUGCUACUGGAGCUUUCACGCCUGAUCGAGUUGCUGUCUAUUGCACCUGUGAGAUGCCUUACAACCCAGACGACCUCAUGGUGCAGUGUGAGGGCUGCAAGGACUGGUACCAUCCUGCUUGCGUAAGCAUGACUAUCGAGGAAGCAAAAAAAUUGGACCAUUUUGUGUGUUCUGAAUGUGCAUCCGAUGCUGAUAUCAAGAAAACUGAGAAUAUAUUUUCAGCAUCACCGGUGGCCGAGGACAAGGUAAGAAUCAAUGAAAGAUAGAAGAAAUCAACUUCCCCCAUCGACAAAACUACGAGCCCCACCUGUUCGAGGAAGAUAACAAUCUUAUUGUUGCUUUCAGAUUCCAUUUCUCUAAUGCGUUCUUAUCUGACAUGUUCUUAGAAGGACUAACAUAAAGUUUGUUAAUGGUUGCAGCUCGAUUCAAAGCGACGGAAGAGAUGACCAUAGCAGGUGGAAUUCUUGAUUGCAUUCAACCAUGGCAGAUAUGGAGAGUUCAAUUGUUAUUUAUGCAGGGGGUUGUGUAUAGCAUAGCUUGGACUUUGCUGUGUAGAACUUUUGUUUUGUGAUUGAAGCUAUAUAUGUGUGUAUGAUGUAGUAGUAGUAGUAGUAGAGGCUUAGGGAGUUUCUCCAGAAACAGAUCAGUCUGGUCUUGUAUCUUCUUUUGGUAAAAUCUAUAUUUUGUUUGUCUUUGGUUUUA